Scomber japonicus (chub mackerel) is the source of this 1851-nucleotide messenger RNA. Its product is annotated as cytochrome c oxidase assembly factor 1 homolog. The coding region runs from base 510 to 953 and encodes 147 amino acids. Gene Ontology annotation, biological process: mitochondrial respiratory chain complex I assembly; mitochondrial respiratory chain complex IV assembly. The record is from RefSeq and is a predicted model, not a curated record. The transcript has 5 exons. Lineage: Eukaryota; Metazoa; Chordata; Actinopteri; Scombriformes; Scombridae. Gene Ontology annotation, cellular component: mitochondrial inner membrane.
UCCGGAAGUGAGUAGUCAGGACGGAACGGAACAUACGGCGUACUUUGCCAACCAUACAUGCUUUUAAUGUUUGAAUGUAACUACUCGUCUUGUCCUUUUCCCUUACAAGAACAGUUCAUCUUUAUUAAAGGUACUUCUUAUGUGGGGGAUAUAUUAUACCAGAGCAGAUAGCGCUCUAUGCGGAAUGUGACACUUUCAAUCUGGGUCACUUUCCGAUUGUGGAUAAAUAUUUAAAAAAAUCCAAAAUAGGAUACAGUCAUUCUAGGCAAAGUUACGGUUUGUUCUCAAUAUUAUAAGAGCCGUUACAAGAGGUGGAUGCCUCUUGAACACAAUUUAACUUUAAACUGUUGUGUGUAGACAAUAAACACAUAUGAGUGUGUAUUUAACAUUGAUUUAAGUCACAUAGAAGGUCGUUUUGUUCGUUUUUAAACCGCUGUCGUCACUACGAUUCUGCUGAGUCACCAGUUAACCUGAACAACGUCUAUAACAAGCCUGACUAGGAAGCAGAGAUGAGGGUUUCCACAAGUAAACUGCAGCAGCUCACCAUCUUCACCACUGUGCUGACAGGUGGAGGGAUCGGCACCAUGUACUAUCUGCUGCAGAAGAAUUUCACAGAGUCAGACUACCACAGAUUGGCUCUGCAGAAGUUGGAAGCAUGUCCGGCUGCCAUGGAAAGCCUGGGAGCACCACCCUUAAAAAUCCACAACAUCCAUCUGACUGACAGAAACAAUCGUGUUGACCCGCACAGCGCAUGGAUAAAGAUCCCUGUGACUGGGUCAAAAACUGGAGGUUAUCUGUAUACAUCUUCAAUUAGAGACGCUAAUACCAACAGGUGGAGUCUGAAGCAGGCAGUUCUGAUGCUCAAAGAAGGGCAGACCAUCGACCUGCUGAAUCCUCCUCCUCCAGCUGUGACAGAACACACAGAGGAACUGAAUACAGCCUGCUGUCACUGACCAACACCAUGAAGUAAUGACAACAAUAAGGAGGAUUUUGUCCUGCUCCAACAAGUGUUGAGUAGAGGUCUAAUUAACCAAAAUCAUGUGGAGGAAUAUUUACCAAUUGGGAAAUCCUCAAUUUUGGCAUAAUUUUAAUGUGGUAUGGUUUUCAAAAAGGGUAAGGCUGUAUAUAUCAUAUUUUUCUUCAUGUUUGAUUUUGUUGAUAUUGAUCCCCUGAAUUAAUAAACUUUAUCAAAUAGGUAUUAAUGGAAAAUUCUAUCAAGAUGUUAUUUCUUUGUACAGGACACCUGUGCCUAUGUAAAAGUGAUUGAAUAUCUUACAGAGUGGUUUUCCACACACUGACAUUCUAUCACCAACCUUAUUUGUUGAUUUUGAUGAAUGAUUUGUUAAGGGAGGUAAAGAAGCCAAGGGAAGAGUAUUGUGUGACCAUAUACUUGCAAACAUUCUUCUUUAUGGUAAUGAUAUUAUUUUGCUUACAGAAGAAGUAGAAUAUUUACAAACAACGUUGUCAAGUGUUGCUGAAUGAUGUAAAAAAAACAUGAUUUAUGAAUUUAUGAAAACCAUAUAGAGGUGAGACACACCCCUGAAAACGAUCCCUGUGGGGACAUGAAUCUGGUUACACAUGUGGAGACUUCCUAUGAUGUAAAUCAUGACUUUUUAGGAUAAAGACUUGGUUUAAGGUGAAGGGCAGGUUUGGGUUGUUAGACGUCUUUUAAAAAAGUAUACUUUAAAAUUAUUAUCUCAUGCCAUGUCAUAUUUAUACAUAUGGGUAUAUACUGUAUAUUUUUUAUUAUAUUGGAAUUUAUUAAAUUAUCUUUAAUGAAUUCCAAUGCUGAAUAUGUGAAGCUAGUGUUACAUUGCGAUGUAUGAAAAGUGCUAUACAAAUAAAGUUUGA